Molecule: messenger RNA, 2191 nt
Organism: Telopea speciosissima
Lineage: Eukaryota; Viridiplantae; Streptophyta; Magnoliopsida; Proteales; Proteaceae
Product: homeobox protein ATH1-like
Exons: 4
Coding region: 172-2058 (628 amino acids)
Biological process (GO): regulation of transcription by RNA polymerase II
Molecular function (GO): RNA polymerase II cis-regulatory region sequence-specific DNA binding; DNA-binding transcription factor activity, RNA polymerase II-specific
Source: RefSeq, a predicted model, not a curated record
UCUGCAUAUGAAUACAGUGGGCAGUCUGCUUUGAUAUUACUGUUUCUUGACUGUAACUUGUAUUUUUUGAAUAUGCAAUAAUCACAUGUUACUAACCAAUCUCUUAGUGUACUCUCACUGUGUUAUCUAUUGUUAACCUAAAACCUCUUAAGAUAGCAGGGGCUAUAUAUAAUGUACAACAGUUCUUUGGUGUCCCAUUGUCGAAUGGAGAAUGAUAUAAUUAACACAUCGUCUGAAAUUUCUGAUCGAAAUCCUAUGGUUUUAGAUCGGAUUCCCUCAACCUUGUUGUCAGAUGCAUUUGUACAGUCAGAUUCACUGGUUUUUAACAGCCGAAGCCAGAUCAUAGCUGGAUAUCCUUUGCUUCCAACAUUGCAGGGAGAUCAAAUUAAUGAUAUCCAGGAUGAUUUCCCAGAAACAAAUCGUGGUGGGAUUAUUGGUUCAGAUGCUACAGCUUCUAGAAAUAUGCUUCUCCACCAUAGACUAGCUACUAGAAAUGCCUCAGUCAGCAGCUUGCAUCCUGUUAACAGUGAUUUUCAGGAGCAAUUCAGUGGAAGAGCAUCUCUUUCUGCUAUGUCACUUCCUAACAUUUUGGAAACAACCAGUACUCUGCAGAAAAAUCUUGAUAGGGUCACAGUGUCUGCCCCAUCAACCUUUCAAUUGGAGGAUUUGAGAACUUUUAUUUCGAAUGGCUGUGACAAUUCAAAUUCAUCACUUACAGGAUCUGUGAAUGGUGACUACAGUCGGGGACAUGGUGAUAUGGAGUUUAUGGCACCCAAGGACUGCAGUUUGCCUGGGGAAUUGGAUGGUAAAUGGGACUUUGAGAAGUUUCUGGAUUGUCAGGAGCUUAGUGUGAAAAAUCCCAUGAGAAUGAUUUCUGAUCCAUAUGAUGUUGGUAGCUCAGGCCCCAAUUUUUGGAUUUCAUCUAACAAGUCUAACUUCAGUGCAGAUGGUUCAUGCUCUUACUUUAUACCUUGCAAUGAGCUGUCUUUAAGUCUUGCCACAUGCCAACCCUCUAUUACAAGUCUACCCACCAUCCCAGAUCAGUGCUCAGAAAUAAGCUGCUCUGGUUUUACUCGGCAUUCUUUGCACGAAGUUGGGUUAGCAACAGGAUUGAGUUCAGAGCAAACCUGUAGCAAGAGUAGUGAGCUUUCUUUAAGCUAUGGUUCAUGUAAACCUUUCCACUUCUCACAUAUUUUAUCUGGCUCGAAAUAUCUCCAUGUGGCUCAGCAAAUACUCACUGAAAUUGCAAGCUAUUCAGUUGAAAAUCAGGGCAAUUUUAGCUAUUCACCAGGAACGAUUGGGACUGGGGCAAAGAUUUCAUUUUCUUCAGAGUGCUCUGGUGUGGGUGAGAUUUCACUGGAGUCUGAUGAAUCUUCUUACCCUGCUGGAAAUGCCAGAUCUGAGGACCAAAUGGAGUUCACAUUGCAAAGACAGGAAAUUGAAGUGAAGAAAGGUCAAUUGUUAGCACUGCUGCAACUGAUCGAUAACAGAUACAACCAAUGUUUGGAUGAGAUCCAUACGGUGGUAUCUGCAUUUCAUGCUGCAACUGAGCUGGACCCUCAGAUACAUGCUCGUUUUAUUCUUCAAACAAUCUCUCUCCCAUAUAACAACCUAAGAGAGAGAAUCACCAACCAAAUCAUUGCAAUUGGAGGACGACUCAGUAGCGGACAUAAUAGAGAGGAGAGAUCUUUCAAGUCAUCCUUCAUCCAAAAGCAAUGGGCUCUCGAGCAGCUAAAGAGAAGAGAGUAUCAAUCAUGGAGACCACAAAGAGGGCUGCCAGAAAGAUCUGUCUCUGUUUUACGAGCCUGGAUGUUUCAAAACUUUCUCCAUCCGUACCCAAAAGACGCAGAGAAGCAUUUACUUGCAAUAAAAAGUGGAUUGACAAGAAGCCAGGUCUCCAAUUGGUUUAUAAAUGCACGGGUUCGGCUCUGGAAACCAAUGAUAGAAGAAAUGUACUCAGAAAUGAACAUGACAAAGGGACUUUGGAAUGGAGAAGGAACUAAUAUUGUCCACAUGAAUCAUUUAAGGAUUGAAGAUCAGAGAACACAAAUGAAUUGAUGCUGAUUUACUCAUAAAUGGCUUCAUGAUUCAUUCCCUCUUGCUGUGCUUUGAUCUAUAUGUGGCUAAUAAUGGAUUUCACUACUUGGUUCUUAAUUGUGAAAGCAAGGAUAUCCAAAAGAAAGAAAAAAAA